AUGGCGGACGUAGAUUGUUUUCUUUUUGUUUUUACAUGGAAAUGGGGCAGUGAGUUAUUGUUUCGUGAAUGGAGGUUCCUUUCUGGCGUGCGGCCGCCUGUGUACACAAGAUCUGAAGUACAUGGUACAAUUCUACACCACCAACUAUCAUCAAGAAACUACCACCUUCACCACCAACGUUGCCGGUUAUUGGCAACCUCCACCAGCUCGGGGCACUCGUCCACCAGUCAUUCUUUUCUCUGGCCAGGACGCUAUGGUGACUCCCUCAUGCUCCUCCACAUCGGCUCAGUCCCAAGCCUGGUCGUCUCGUCAACUGAAGCGGCUCGUGAGAUCAUGAAGACACAUGAUUUAGCAUUUGCCAGCAGGCCCACCACCAGGAUGUUCAGGACCAUCUCCUACGAUCUCAAGGAAAUAACAGUCGCUCCUUAUGGUGAAUACUGGAGGCAAGCAAAGAGUAUUCUAACUCUCCAGCUUCUGAGUAACAAAAAGGUCCAAUCUUUUGAUGGGCUUAGGGAAAAGAUAAUUGGCGAUUGCCUCACUAAAAUCACCCAAUGUUUCUUGUCAAACAAGCCUGCGGACUUGAGCGACUUGUUUAGCUCACUUACAAACGAUGUCACAUGCAUGGCGACGUUUGGGAGGACGUAUAACGAAGGAGAGAUUGGUCUUAGUGCUAAAGUCGAUAGGGUGGCAGUGGAUUUUGAUGAGUUCCUUCAAAAUGUGGUUGAUGAGACUUUAUCCAAGAAAAGAAAUAACCCUAAUCCAGUUAGUGGUGAUGAACAUGGUGUGGAGACCUUCAUUGAUGCACUACUCAAGAUUCAGAAGGAAGAUAUUCUUGGCAUCACCAUCGACGCAGACGUCAUCAAAGCACUGCUCUUGGAUGCGUAUGUUGCUGGUACGGAUACAUCAUCAUCCGUACUGGAAUGGGCGAUGACUGAACUUCUGUUACAUCGUGAUUGCCUUGAGAAAGUCCAGGCCGAGAUAAGGGCAGUCCUUAACGGAAAGAAAAGAAAGACAUAA
Lactuca virosa is the source of this 1017-nucleotide messenger RNA. NCBI's taxonomy places the organism in Eukaryota, Viridiplantae, Streptophyta, Magnoliopsida, Asterales, Asteraceae. The record is from the annotation of a GenBank genome assembly.